UUAGUCCGGAUGAUAGGAAAUAUCUUCGUUUUUUCUGGGGCAACGUCUGUUAUCAGUUUACCUGUUUACCCAACGGGUUGUCUUCAGGGCCCCGAGUCUUCACAAAGAUUAUGAAACCGGUGUUUUCUCAUCUUCGAAAAUUAGGUCAUGCUAAUGUAUCCUACAUUGACGAUAGCUUAUUACAGGCAGACUCUUAUGACCAAUGUGUAGCUAACAUAGAGGCUACCGUUGAUUCUAUGGACUCGUUAGGACUUACCAUUCACCCUGAAAAGUCGGUACUUAGGCCUACUAGAUGUAUAACAUUCCUUGGUUUUGUGUUAAACUCAGAAACUAUGACAAUAUGUCUUACUAAGGGAAAAGCUGACAAUGUAGUCCAUGUGUGUCAGGAGCUCUUGAACACUAAAGUAACUAGCAUCAGACAUCUAGCACAAGUCGUUGGGAAAAUGGUUGCUUGUGCUCCUGCAGUUCCACAUGCCCCUUUAUUUUAUAAAACGUUGGAACAUGAAAAAGACAGUGCACUUAAGUUAGCGAAAGGGAAUUUUAAUAACACAGUGCGUAUUUCCACAGAAGCUAGAGAGCAGGUAUUAUGGUGGAUUAAUAACAUUCAUCAGAGUGCUAAUCCAGUGUACCGCGGGUCCCCUGACCUUGUUUUAGAGACGGACAGUUCUGGCACAGGGUGGGGAGGCCUUGUGAAAGGUGACGGACAUGAUCAAUUACAGACAGGGGGACAUUGGUCUCACAGUGAACAACAAAACCAUAUAAAUUACCUUGAAUUAUAUGCAGCUUUUCUUACUCUACAGUGUUUCUGUAAUUUAAAACGUAACAUUCAUGUGCGACUUUAUAUGGAUAACACUGUCGCAGUAAACUAUCUUAAUAACAUGGGUGGUAAGAAACCUUAUUUACAUGACCUCACUAGAGAGAUGUGGUUGUGGUGCAAGGAACGUGACAUUUGGUUGUCUGUGUGUUACCUGCCAGGUGUCACUAACGUUGAAGCUGACAAGUUGUCGAGAAAGAUCUCCGAUGACAUUGAGUGGAGUUUAAAUGUACAUAUUUUCCAAAAGGUGUGUGACAUAUUCGGGAUACCAGACAUAGACUUGUUUGCUUCUCGAAUCAAUGCCCAAGUGACUUCGUAUGUGUCGUAUCUACCUGAUCCUACAGCUAUAGCUGUAGAUGCUUUUAGCUUAUCAUGGUCACAUGGAACUUAUUAUGCUCUUCCACCUUUCAGUCUCCUGGGGAGAGUCUUGCAGAAGGUGGAGGAAGAUGUGACACAGAUGAUACUAAUUGCACCGUUGUGGACCACACAGCCAUGGUUCCCGAAACUUCUGAGACUGGUAACAGCCCCACCGGUAAUACUGCCCAACAGGUUACCAUGCCCAUUGCUACAGUUGCGGAACAACCCAACCAGGCAACAUCCAAUGCAGAAAUUACGACUGAUAGCAUGCAAGUUAUCAGGGAGAGCCUGCGACGUCAGGGAGUUUCGUCGCCAGUUGCCUCCAUCAUUCUUGCAUAAUGGAGGACAUCCACCCAGAGACAAUAUGGGGUCCAUAUCCGCCGAUGGUUGUCUUUUUGCGAGCAAGGGACAGUUGAUCCGCUGCAACCAUUUGUGAAUGACAUACUUAAAUUCUUAUCAGUAAUGUUCAACAAACGACUGGGAUAUAGUAGUGUAAAUACAGCUAGGUCGUGUAUAAAUUCAUUUUUAGAAUUGGCUGGUAAUAUCUCUUUUAUAAACAAUGUACUCAUAAAAAGAUUCAUGAAAGGUAUAUACCAAAUAAGACCUGCAUUACCAAGAUAUUCCACAACAUGGAGUGUUUCAAUAGUGUUACAAUAUUUACAAACUCUUUCACCUGUACAUACUAUUAGUCUUAGAUUUUUGACAUUUAAAUUAGUCAUGCUUCUAGCGUUAUUAACAGGACAAAGAUGCCAGACACUUCAUGUUUUAGACAUUAGGAAUAUUACUUUGACCGAAUCUCAAGUGACAAUUGUUAUUGGAGAUCUUUUGAAACAAUCAAAACCAGGUCGACAUUUGGCGCCUAUCAUAUUGCAGGCUUUUCCUGCAGACUUAUCAUUAUGUGUGGUAACUGUGUUUAAAGAAUACCUGAAGAGGACUAAAGUGUUGCGGAAGGAAGAGACACAAUUGUUGAUUAGUACGGUAUCACCGCAUAGUAAAGUUUCCAAACAAACUAUUGCUAAUUGGAUUUAGCUUGUGUUAGCAAAAUCGGGUAUAGACACGUCGGUGUACAAACCGCACAGCACCAGGAGUGCAUCAAUGACAGCAGCAAAAACUGCGAAUGUGCCGAUCACAACCAUCCUACAGACUGCGGGAUGGAGUACAGACUGUACUUUCCGAAGGUUUUAUUGUAUUCCUUCAUCCCAGACUCAGUCGACUGGGACAAUAAAUACGGGUACUAGACUUUUGGAGCAGUUUGCUCCUCCAUCAAAUAUCGGAGAAUAGACUUCUCACAAUUCUAUUAUGUGUUGUAUAUAAAUGUACAUGCGUUAAAAGUUUAUAUUACAAAUG
Mizuhopecten yessoensis (Yesso scallop) is the source of this 2518-nucleotide messenger RNA. RefSeq lists its product as uncharacterized. Gene Ontology annotation, molecular function: nucleic acid binding. The record is from RefSeq and is a predicted model, not a curated record. Lineage: Eukaryota; Metazoa; Mollusca; Bivalvia; Pectinida; Pectinidae. The transcript has a single exon. Bases 111 to 1607 code for a protein of 498 amino acids.